UUUCUAUAGGUGUUGUUUCACAAGCGUUGCAAAAUGGGACAAGGCCAAAAAGUUAAGACUAAAGAUGAUGCCCAAGUUGAAAUUCAGGAAGGGGGGGGAGGAAUAUGUUUCUUCUACCGGCCAAAGGUAAACAAAGAAGAAGCGCACAGCAGCCCAGACGACGUUCAACGGUUGUACAUCGUUUUAAGGCCGGAGUCUGGUGAGAGGCCAGUUGAAGAAAAGCAGGACCCCGAUUCGGGAAAAGAAGGUGCGAUGGCAAAGAAGAAGGGACCGAAAAGUUCUGGUGAAAGCGAGAAGGGUUCGGGUGGUAUCGGAAAAAGUGAAGGUGGUGGGCAUGGCAGGCAGGAAGUGAACAUUGAGAAGCAGCCAUUGCUGAGGUUCAUAGUGAUGUGAAGGAAAAGCCUUCCAGAUCCAGGAAAGAAAGGCAGACCCUACUGGGGUUUUGUUGAGAUGGUCGCCACGAAUAUUGAUGAUGUGAAAACUGUCUUCAAUUCUUUAGAGGAGUAUGAAACUAAAACAAGAGGACACAGACAUACUUCUGAAGCAAGGGCAUUAGGAGAAGGCGUUUACCGCAUUCUGCGGCACGAGGGGUGAAAGAAACCCCACACUCAUCUGAUUUACAAGCUGGGGUUCCCACCCGAAAAUGAGAGCAAUAAGCCUCAGGAGUCGCUUAACAUUAAACAUGAAGGCUCAUUUCAUAUUCAGAUAAAGAACCCUGAUCAACACGCCAGCAGCAGAACUAGUUCUCGGUCCAGAGGGCUACAGAACAAGCGCACAGCUAAUUUUCCUGCCCACCUGCAAGGCCUGUUUGGGAAAUUACGGUACCACCCAGCUGAUCCACCCGACUUGUUGAACUACGAAGGAUGUGAGUUCUUGCUCAUAUCAGCUUCGGAUGAUGUAGAAGAGGAGUUGGGGUUGGAUCUUCAGACAGAAGAGGAAGCCAAUGAAUCUUGUUCCGAUUUGAUCAAGACUUUCGGGGAGAUUGCAUCAACCAAACCUCUUCUGAAAGGCACUUGGGUGUGAAAAAAAAAAAAACGGGGGAAGGAUAAAAAAUAAGAAGCCAGCCUUUUUGUUCCUUUGGUGGUGUAAAUCUUGUUGCUUUCGACAAAACAUUAGGAGUGAGUUUGUAUGUAACUUUAAUGCAAACUGGCCCCUUGUGCACGUGUA
This is a messenger RNA of Pyrus x bretschneideri (Chinese white pear), 1167 nucleotides long. RefSeq lists its product as uncharacterized. NCBI's taxonomy places the organism in Eukaryota, Viridiplantae, Streptophyta, Magnoliopsida, Rosales, Rosaceae. The record is from RefSeq and is a predicted model, not a curated record.